CUCCGACACUGCAGUUGCAGCUCCUGAUGUCGCCGCAGUAAUCCAGCCGCUGCGCACUCUCUCCCUCACCGGUCACAGCACCGCAUCGCAGGGCCGAGCCCGGAUCCCGCCGCUCCGCAGGAUGGCCGGAGCUCCUCCAAGUUACUGCUUUGUGGCCUUCCCGCCGCGUGCUAAGGAUGGUCUGGUGGUGUUUGGGAAAAAUUCAGCGCGGCCCAGGGAUGAAGUGCAGGAGGUUGUGUAUUUCUCCGCUGCUGAUCACGAACCGGAGAGCAAGGUCGAGUGCACUUACAUUUCAAUUGACCAAGUUCCGAGGACACAUGCCAUAGUGAUAAGCAGACCCGCCUGGCUUUGGGGGGCAGAAAUGGGAGCCAAUGAGCACGGCGUGUGCAUAGCCAAUGAAGCCGUCAACACCAGAGAACCGGCUGCUGAGACGGAAGCCUUACUGGGGAUGGAUCUGGUCAGGCUUGGUUUAGAAAGAGGGACAACAGCUAAAGAAGCCUUAGAUGUCAUCGUCUCCUUGUUGGAAGAACAUGGACAAGGUGGGAAUUAUUACGAAGAUGCAAACUCCUGUCAUAGCUUCCAAAGUGCGUAUCUGCUUGUGGAUCGAGAAGAGGCCUGGGUGCUUGAGACCGUAGGGAAGUACUGGGCUGCUGAGAAAAUCACAGAGGGAGUAAAAUGCAUCUGCAAUCAGCUUUCCCUCACUACAAAGAUGGACGCGGAGCACCCUGAACUCAGGACUUACGCUCAGAGUCAAGGCUGGUGGACGGGAGAGGAUGAGUUCAAUUUUUCCCAGAUUUUUUCUCCAGCUGAUGACCACCCAGACAACUGUGCAGGCAAAGACAGCUUAGAAAAGCAAGAAGAAAGCAUAACUGUACAGACAAUGAUUAACAUCUUACGGGACAAAGCCAGUGGAGUCUGCAUAGACUCUGAAUCUUUCCUCACCACAGCCAGUAUAGUGUCUGUCCUGCCUCAGAAUAGAAGCUCGCCGUGCAUUCACUACUUCACUGGGACCCCAGAUCCUUCCAGGUCCAUAUUCAAGCCUUUCAUCUUUGUUGAUGAUGUAAAACUUGUUCCCAAAGCACAGUCUCCUUGUUUUGGGGACGAUGACCCUGCUAAAAAGGAGCCUCGGUUCCAGGAGAAACCAGACCGCCGGCAUGAGCUGUACAAGGCCCACGAGUGGGCACGUGCUGUCAUCGAGAGUGACCAGGAGCAGGGCCGCGUGCUGAAGAAGACCAUGAUGGAGCUGGAGAAGCAAGGCCUGGAAGCCAUGGAAGAAAUCCUGAGCAGCCCUGAGCCCCCAGACCCCGCCGAGGUGGGGGACCUUUUCUAUGACUGUGUCGACACGGAGAUUAAGUUCUUUAAGUGAAGUGAGCAUUCCCUUUCCCCUUCUUAUUUAAAACUUCCCACCUGACUAAAUGACCAGCAAAACAAACCACUCUCCUGUUUGAGUAAAAUGAGAAAAGUUAUCAGGUGG
This is a messenger RNA of Marmota flaviventris (yellow-bellied marmot), 1474 nucleotides long. It is a transcript of the gene Scrn1, whose product is annotated as secernin 1. Gene Ontology annotation, biological process: proteolysis. Gene Ontology annotation, molecular function: dipeptidase activity; cysteine-type exopeptidase activity. The record is from RefSeq and is a predicted model, not a curated record. NCBI's taxonomy places the organism in Eukaryota, Metazoa, Chordata, Mammalia, Rodentia, Sciuridae.